AAUUAGUUGAACGAUCAGUGUCAAAUAGUAACUCCAUAUACAAACUGCUGCUUAAGUCUACAUACAAUUGUAGAACAAUAAUCGAUCUCGAUCUUACACAAGCUCCAGUAGGAUUGAACAUGAUUAAUACGAGAACAGAGGAUGAGAAUAAGAACGAGCCAAUAUUUGAAAUUAAGAAUAAUAUACUUAUCGGCAAGGAGUUGAAGUAUCCCGAAAAAUGCAAUAAUAUUGGAGAAAUAGUGUUUGAAAUAUUUAAAAGCAAACCAGACUUUAUUGGACAGAUAGAAGCUGCAUGUGGGAGACGAGCCACGUACAAAGAAAUGCUGGAGAAAAGUGUAAAGUGUGCGACAUGGCUUAGGAAAAAAGGGAUCAAACCAGGAGAUACCGUAGCUGUGUGCUGCUCCAGUUACUUUGAUGACUAUGUCCCCUUUUUGGCAUGUCUGUACAUUGGUGCACCAUGUGCCAUCGAAUAUCAAAACUUACCUGCACGUUCCUUUCGUCAUUUUCUAUCGACGACAAGACCCAAGUUAAUAUUUUUACAUAAUUCGGACAUAAAGACGUUCACUACCGCGCAAAAGGAAUUGAACAUAAACGUGCGAAAGGUAGUUUUUGAUGAGUGGAGCGGUGAGGAGGAAUCUUUUAACGAAAUUCUGUCCACUUCAACAACGUCAGAAGUAGAAAAGUUUCGUUGCGAACAAAUUGUAAAUCCGAAGGCUCUAGCUCUUUUACUCGGUACAUCCGGAUCGACUGGUUUGCCAAAAAUGGCUGAAUUAUCUCAUCUCUCAUUGAAAACGUUGAUAGAUCCAGCUUACAUCGAUUAUGCGUUAAACCUGUCGACCUGCAUGUGCGCCGCUAGUAUGCGGUGGAUCAUCUACUUCCUAAGUUUCUUUAUAGCAGUUCGCGGCAAUUUGACUCGAAUCAUUGCCGAGGACAAAAGAGAGAUAACAUACUAUUAUAACAUAAUUAAAAAGUAUAGAGUCGAAUUGUAUUUCGCUGAUAGUAGCCAAAUGAAAGAAAUGUACAAGUUCGGUUUGAUAGAAAAUUUUCAAGGAACGGACUUAAAGUGCAUUCUAUUUGGGGGUUCCCCAAUCAGCCGUGAUAUACACAGGAUGUUAAUCGACCAAUUGCCGCGGAUUAAUAUUUUCCAGGCUUACGGGUCGACUGACGCAGCGAAUAUCAUCAGCGCACAAAAACGAGGCUGCAAACCAGGUAGCUGUGGUUAUGUUCGUCCAGGAACGAAAAUAAAAAUAACAUGUAGGGAAACUGGUUGUGCGUUGGGUCCAAACAAGGAGGGAGAGAUCUGUAUAAUGUCUCCUGCGCAACUGAAUGGAUAUUUCAACAAUCUUGAAGCAACUAGCAAAGCUAUCGACUCCGAAGGGACGUGUCGGGAAGAAAUCAAAUCGGGAUAAGACGGGUUCUUGAAAAUUUCGAGUUUUCUGAAACUGUCGAGAUUCUCAAGAAUGUUCAGGACUCUCGAGUAUGUUCGACUUUCUCGAUUAUGUUGAGAUCCCAGAAAAUGUUCGAGAUACCUAAAAAAUUUGAGUAUUUGAUUACCGUUAUGAAACUUAACAAAAACGUGGUCUAAAAUUUUCGAUAUUUGACGCAUUCCUAAAAUUCACAAUAUAUAUUCAUUUAUUCUCAUUAUUACUUAUUUAAUUUCUUCGUGUAGAGUCCGACUAAAAGUUGGAGAAUGUGGUAGAAAUAAUAUAUUAAAAGAGUAAUAAUUAGUUUUUUCGCACGAAAAUUUGAAAUAAGAUAUAAUUAUUACCUCCUGAAUGUUUUCAAGAAUCCGCAACAUCUUCGGAAAUGUCAAUAUAAUCAAGAACCGGUCCCAAUCGUGAGAAAAAUGCUUGUUCCAAUCUCUUUCUUCAACCACAGAUUUCCGAGUUUUCGCACACUUCUAAGUACACAGUCAUAGUUCAACGAAGAAAAACUUCUUUCAUUUUUUGCGAUAUCCACUACGCGAUUUUUAUAGAAUUUCUCAUGCCAAACACAAAUCUGUAUACAAAAUUCUUUGAUAAGUAUCGUUCCGCAAAAAUAACGGUUCUUAUAAGAAUUCAUGAUUCUCGGCAAAAAUUAGGUGUUUCAUUUUUCCGCACAUUGUUUCUUUAUCAGAUACUGUAGAAACCAAUACUGCGUACAAAACUCCUGCUGAAUACUCGCGUUAGCUCUUUUUCAAACUUCAAUCAAGUAUUUACAGCUAUUAAGAAGUACGAGAACAAAAAGUGGUUUACAUGCAUAGUGGUCUCCUCUAUCUGUGUAUGUUGAUUUAAAAAUAAACUAUCUCGCGCUCUUACCUUUCAUGCAUUCAAA
Messenger RNA from Ceratina calcarata, 2313 nucleotides. RefSeq names its product 4-coumarate--CoA ligase 1-like. Gene Ontology annotation, molecular function: CoA-ligase activity. The transcript is spliced from 6 exons. The record is from RefSeq and is a predicted model, not a curated record. Bases 120 to 1409 code for a protein of 429 amino acids. Lineage: Eukaryota; Metazoa; Arthropoda; Insecta; Hymenoptera; Apidae.